GUCCCGAGCGAGGGGCGUCGCAGAGGAGGAUCCCGCUCUCUCCCAGGCCGGCUUGGGCGAAAGGAGCGGCGCCGACGCUCGCUCCCCCUUCUGGGGAAGGCCGGGGAGGAGGCGAAGAUGGCGGCGACGGCUGCAGCCGCGGCGACCGCCUCAGAACAGCAAAGCUCUAAUGGCCCUGUGAAGAAGUCCAUGCGCGAGAAGGCCGUGGAGCGGAGGUGUGUUAACAAAGAACAUAAUAGCAACUUCAAGGCUGGAUAUAUUCCCAUUGAUGAAGAUCGGCUGCACAAAACUGGCUUACGGGGCCGAAAAGGCAACUUGGCUAUUUGUGUGAUCCUCCUCCUCUUUAUUUUGGCUGUUAUCAAUUUGAUUAUCACGCUCAUCAUCUGGGCUGUGAUUCGUAUCGGGCCCAGUGGCUGCGACAGCAUGGAGUUUCAUGAGAGUGGCUUACUGCGAUUUAAACAAGACUCUGACAUGGGAAUUAUACAUCCGUUGUAUAAGAGCACAGUGGGUGGCCGGCGUAACGAAGAUUUGGUGAUUGUUGGAGAGAACCAGCCAAUUGUGUUUCAGCAAGGGGAAACAAAACUCAGCGUUGAAACGGAUAAAACUUUAAUUACCAGUGAUAUCGGUAUGGAAUUUGUUGACCCACGGACACAGAACACGUUGUUCAGCACAGACUACAAUACUCAUGAAUUUCAUCUGCCAAGUGGAGUGAAAACAUUGAAUGUCCAAAGAGCAUCUACAGAGAGGAUUACCAGUAAUGCUACCAGUGAUCUAAAUAUAAAGACUGAUGAGCGUGCAGUCGUCCGUGGAAAUGAAGGCGUCUUUAUUAUGGGCAAAACCAUCGAGUUUAACAUGGGAGGCAACCUGGAACUCAGGGCAGAGGAGUCAGUGCUGCUGUGGCAAAGAGUACAGGAGAGCAGUAUACGACUGCCAAGUUAUUCUUAUGGAGAACAGUUUAAUAACGGCGACUGGGAGCGCUACAAGCUUUGCAUGUGUUUGGAUGGGACUCUAUUCCGUGUUCCAGUGAAGAGCCGCAACAUGGGUUGUCAAACUUCAGUUAAUCCAUGUGGUAAUACGUAUUAAAUGCGAAGCCAGAACAUGACUGAAAGACAUUUGUAUUUAUUGAGUUGGAUUCUUCCAGUUUUUCCAUUUAUACAAGGGGAAGGAAGGGCUACUUUUGUCCCCUGAAAAGGUUUUGCUUGGAAUCAUGGGACAUAGGAUCAGUAUCAGAUUAGACCACACUUCUUGUGCCGGUGGAAAAGCUGAUAGGAGCCAACCCAGUGUUUAAAGAGUUGCAUGUUUGUAAGGAUUUCUCUUUUUUACAGCCGUUUAUAGUGGUAUUAUUUGAACUUUAUAAUGCAAGAUACUGCAUUCAACAUUAUUAGAUCAUGUCAGUCAACUUGUUCAAGUAGGCUACUUAUGCUAAACUUAACUGCAUUUCAGUAAGAUACCGUAGGGAGGCACAAGCCAGGGGCGCUUUUUUAUAUUGCUGAAUUGCUUUGAAAUUGUCAUCAAAGGCUUUAUGAUACAAGAAACAAGAUGAACUUUUGCAUAGUUCCUUACCUUUGCCAACUUCUGUUUUUCCCAAAUGCUCCAUCAGAAGAGAGAAUCUGACUGCUCUGUCCUUUGGUCCCAAAUGCAUUCAGGCAUCUUUUGCAGUUCUUUUGCAGUUCUGCAUGCACUGCAUUCUGAAGAUAACCAACUGUGCCCAUACCAUACUGAAUGUAAUAGGCUCAAGUAUUUAAAGAAAUUCUGCCUCUUUGGCAGCCUAUUUUGCCUUAGGUUCUCUUCCUGUUAUAGGCAGGGGCACCUCCUUCCUUCAGCAUUAACACCCUUUACAAAAGUGUAAAUUAAUGGCUAUGUAAUAAAGGAUACAAAAAUGAAUGCUAUUUAUAUUAAAAUCUAGAUGGGUAACUGUGUUAGUCUGUCUGUAGCAGUAGAAAAGAGCAAGAGUCCAGUCGCACCUUAAAGACUAACAACAUAUGGGGCAGGGAAUGACCUAUUGUGAGUCACUGCUCACCUCUUCAGAUAAAAUCUAGUUUGUCUAAAUUUUGUUACUUUUAUCUGAAUUUAUUUCUGUAUAAACAGACUGGUGUAUUAUUUUGGCAAAUAUUCUUUGUUUAGAAGACAGUGUUUAGGGGGGUAUUACAGCUUCCUGUCUGCACCCCUACUUGUUUUAACACAGACCCUUCCGUGAGCUCGUUCUGUGGGGGUGGAGCAUAAUCUGUAGUGGGUACCUUCAGGAGCAAGGACUUCUGACCAGCUGGGUGCCAUAAAUCCUUGUGUCUUCUCCUGGGAAUUUUCCCAUAUUUUGGCUUUCAAAUUAACUACGUAAACCAACUUUUCAAUCUGUUUUCAGUGAGUCUCACUGCUAAUAACAGAAAUUUGCAUUGUUAAUAAAUGUAUCCUUGCAGAGGAAAAUAAUUUUUUUCUAAAGAGUAUGAUCCAGGGUCAGCUGCUCUAUCCAGUACCCUGAAUUUAUUCCUAAUCAGCUGCCCAUCCAUGUCCCAUGCGCAAAAAGCUUCUAUUAUUAGGGAUGUGGAUAGUUCCCCCCCCCAUUUUGUUUGCAUAAACAUUGUUUUGUUGGUAAUUCUGUUUUUGUUAUUGCUGUAAUGUUUGCUUCCAUUGAUUUCAGUGAGAAAUAUUAAUAGCGCCAUUUUGUUUUCCGUCUAAUUUGUAUGUAUGACCUCAAAGGAAUCUUGCCUCCCAAAUUUCAGACAGAUAAGAGACAGUUGUUUUAUAGGCAAUUAAAAGUAAAAUCCAUGCCAGAAAUAAAAUCUGUAUUGAAUUGAAUCCUUCCUGUAUGUCUACUUCAUCUCUAACCAUACAAGCCAGAAAUAAAAUACUUUACUUUUGCUGAUUGACUCUGUAUAUUUCAAGAUAACUAGCUAAGCAGUGGUCUAGAUGCUACAGUGUCUAAUUUUUAGAUUAAUUCAGCUUUAUUUUAAUUGCCUAUAAAACCACAAUGUGUGUGAAUUGCCGUCUAGUCACUUACCCUAUGAAUGAAUGACUUCCAAAAUGUCAGGUCUUGAAAA
Messenger RNA from Gekko japonicus, 3035 nucleotides. It is a transcript of the gene SGCB, whose product is annotated as sarcoglycan beta. The transcript has 7 exons. The record is from RefSeq and is a predicted model, not a curated record. Gene Ontology annotation, cellular component: sarcolemma; sarcoglycan complex. Gene Ontology annotation, biological process: muscle organ development. NCBI's taxonomy places the organism in Eukaryota, Metazoa, Chordata, Lepidosauria, Squamata, Gekkonidae. Bases 118 to 1083 code for a protein of 321 amino acids.